AUGUUGGCUGAUCCUACUCUUCGUUAUGCGGAUAUUCAAGCCUGUUGCUCUUGUCUUGGAUUUCGUGAGGGCGAUACAUACAAGAUAGAUACUGAUGCAGAAGUUUCCAUUCGCACUUUAUUGCGUUACUUACGAAAUGAAACUGCUGAAUGUGAUAUACGACGGGAACUUGGUCAACUCCGCAUUGUUUCCAGUGAUCUCAUACCGCUUCUCCGUUGUUGUAGCGGCAAUAAAAUAUUAUUUGAACUGGUCAUUCGUCUUCUUAUGAAUUUGACUCAACCUGCAAUUGUAUGUUUUCGUCAAGAGAUACCAAAGGAUCGUGAUCUUUACAGUGCUUAUCUUCAAGUUGAUGAUUUACUAAAGUCAUACAAAAAAGACUUUGCAGAUGAAGAAUUGUUUCGGGUCCUGUGUAAUGUGGUAGGCAGUUUAUUAGAUAGAAGCUGGGAGGAAAGGAGUGAAGAAGAUCGUCUUCUCAUUGAGCGUAUUUUGAUUUUAAUGCGUAAUGUACUUCAUAUUGCUCCUGAUGUUGUUGGCGAGCAGCGUACGGACGAGGAUAUUUCUGUACAUGACCAGAUUUUAUGGGCAAUGCAUUUAUCUGGGUGGGAUGAACUACUUUUGUUUCUUGCAAAUCCAGAUGAUGAACAAAUGUUCGCUUUUCAUACUCUUGAAAUCAUGUCACUGAUGUUAAGGGAACAGACACCUGAGCUACUUGUCUGUGUUGGAAAUAGAGCAGAAACUAAAUCUGAGUUAAACACUCGGAGAAAACUUAUUGAAGGAUUGAAAAUUCGAGAUGAUAUGGAACGAAAGAAUUUUCUUUACGCCUGUAACCUAAGUCAAGCACGAUUUGGUGGUGCUUUUGAAUUGGUAAAUACACCAUCUUUGAGCGAACGUCCAAUGAUUUACCAUCAUGAUAUUACCCAUAAAGCUCAAAUAACAACUGUAAUUUCGAAACAGUUGGACAGUUCUGUAGAUGUGGUGGAUAAUGUCGGCAUCGUUGAAUUAGAUGCUGUCCAGUUAUAUCUGCAGGGUUUCUGUUGGCAAUUUUUAAAGUUCUGCUCUAAUCCAAUCAUGCGUGUUGUACAGUCACGUUUAACUCGUCAAGCUACCCAGCAGAAUGAUGAAACUUAUUUCCUUUGGACAAUGCGAUUCUGUAUGGCAUUUUGUCGAGUUUAUCGAUUUCGCUCAGACUAUAUAAGUGAAACUCUCAGUGUGCCAAUUUUUCAUUGGAUAUAUGAUCAAGUAAUAAAUUAUAAAGAACAUUUAGUAACCGAUAAACGUGGUGGCGCUUCAAAUCAACGUGCAAUCCAAGCAGCUCGACGUUUAGAACUUGCUGUAGCCUGUUAUAAAGAAUUUCUCACUUGCCUAAAUCGUAUGCUUCAUGUAACUGGAGCAGAUAAGACUCUUCAACCAGGUGACGAUGAAACACAAGAUGGUGUUGAAGAACGAUUACGUUCACAAGCUAAUGUUGCUGAGUCGAUUUUUGCCAAUGUAUUUUAUGUUGCUGAAUAUCAAGAACUAUUCCCAAAUCUUUUGAAGGACUACAAUGAAAUAUUCAUGUCCAAAGACUAUUUGCGUGAUUUGGUUGAAGGUUCUCACUUAUUUAUAACUUUACUUUCCAACAAGAUCUGCGGUAGCAAUAAAAAAAUUAUCGAAACUCAUAAAAGAGAUAUUCUAAAUCAUGAACCUGAAGCUGUGAGAAUUAGCCGUCUCGAACAACAAUGGUCUAAUCAGUUAGAACGUCCCUUAAUAGAGAUUUUACUUGGAACAGCAUAUCAAGAGAAUGAACAGGAUGAAAGUGAUAAUGAAAUGAAUGAUACAAGACUCUUCGAUGCAACUACAGGAAACAGUGAAGAUCAGCAGUUGAAAUCGGCCAUUCGUCGAGUUCAAGCUGCUUUAUUUGCAGGCUCAGCUAAAACUGCUUUAUCAAUGGCCAAGAGAAUGUGGCGUCUUUGGCCAGAAGUUGCUCCAGUUUCAGUUGAGGAAGAUAAUUCAACGAUUGUUGGUGGGCGUGCUGCAGGAUUACGGCCUGAAUGCUUGAAUGUAUUAGGGGCUUUACAGCAAAUUCAUAUGACUGAACUAGAGGAAGAAGAAGAACAGGAGGUACUAAAUAAUUCUUCAUCGAAUAGUAGUGAUAGUGAUAACCUUUACAACGAAGAACUUGGCAUAAGUGAUGCAAAUGAUGAAGAACUAGUUACUACUGAAAAAGAAGUAGUUCUAGACUUUAGUGCUUUUAUGCUCAAAUUUAUUCAUCCACGUGUUGUACAUGCUUACGCUUUACUUUUAGAGAAUUACGAUAAUAAUCCUGAAUCAGUCAAUCAUGCGAUUGUACAUACUAUUCAUCGAUUGACUGUACGAGAAAGAUUACCUGGUUGCUUUUUUCAAUUACGCUUAUUUCGAGUAUUUCAAAAAUUUCUACACGAUCGUGCUUUAGCUACUUCGUCAGAAUUUAAAACUACUAAAAUCGGUUUCAUUCUUCAAUUUGUCUAUAUGCUAAGUUUUCAACUUAAGAAAACUAUUCAUUGUACCAGUGAACAUGAUAAAGAAUUAACUCAACUAUUUGAAGCUUAUCGUCAUGAUCCUGUACCUUCUGGUAACGAUUUAGCUGAUCUAUUAGUCAAACAUUUUUCCGAUCCAAGUAAAACUCGUCGACAAGUUAUUGCUAGAUUGAUUAUAUUGGGCUUGAUUACAUCAGCGAAACAACUCAAAGAAAUUAUAGUUCGUCCCCCUGAACCUCUUAGCGGACGAAAUCGAUGUUUACUCAACAAUGGAGAAUCCAGUGAAUGGACUGAACAGGAGAUAGCUCGACUAAGAGACAUAGUCGAGUUACACAAAGGUUCAAAAAAUAUGCUAACUGAAAUCAUGAAUGAAAGAAAGGUAGACCAUGAUUUAGCUGUUCAACGUUGUUUGGAACAAGAAUUAAUUAUGGAUGAAAAUCGGUCAGACAAAUAUAUUCCACCUAUUCGUGCCAGACUGGAUAAUGAGAAUCAACUUAAAACAGCUGUCUAUAAAAGGAAACGUACAAAAGUACAAAACGUGGAUAUGGAUGUUUCAAAAGAACUAAAGAAAAGCAAGAGUUGCAAGAAAAAAUUUUCAUCAACGUCAGAUGACGAACGAUCCAUGAAUUCAUCAUAUGAAGAAGAAGAAAAAGAAGCAAAUACUUCACACAACUCAGAUUCAAAACAUAACACAGAUGAAAAUACCAGUCCUGAAUAUAUUAAUCAGUUAGUUGAAUCAAAUAGACCAUCUGAUCAAGUGGAUCACAUUACCUAUGUGAAUCAUACUCAAGAUGAUUAUACCUGUGGAGCAGUUUCUCCAAACUCAGAAUCAGGGUCUCCGAAAAUGCCAGUUCAAAAGAGAAGGCGUCUAUUAUCCUCAGAUGAUGAAAAUGAAGAUGGUCUUGAUACUUAUCAUUCAGAGUCACCAAUGGAAAUACGACAUCCUGAGAAUGAUGAACCUGUUAGGGGUGUGUUUCGUAGAGUGCAAAUAUUAUCUUCGGACUCGGAAUAA
Messenger RNA from Schistosoma curassoni, 3507 nucleotides. The record is from the annotation of a GenBank genome assembly. NCBI's taxonomy places the organism in Eukaryota, Metazoa, Platyhelminthes, Trematoda, Strigeidida, Schistosomatidae.